Messenger RNA from Pseudonaja textilis, 6771 nucleotides. NCBI's taxonomy places the organism in Eukaryota, Metazoa, Chordata, Lepidosauria, Squamata, Elapidae. The record is from RefSeq and is a predicted model, not a curated record.
AUGAGGAGAGGUGUUUCAGGGUUACAAGGAAUACCUGGACCCUUAGGAACUCAAGGUCCACCUGGCCAUCAGAUUUAUUCAUUGAUCAACUAUCACAAUCUGAAAAUGCUUCUGACUUUGCUCCUUGUUAUACUUGGGACCCAGGCUUCUAAAACACAGCAACCUGCCUCUGAGUCUGUAGAUGUUGUCCUUCUGAUUGACAGCUCUAAUACCUUCGGCAGACAAGGUUUUCUCUCAUUAAAAAAUUAUGUGAAUAGAAUGAUCAACAAUCUUCCAAUAGCGCCAAAUAAAUAUCGCCUUGCACUUAUCCAAUACAGUGAUGAUAUCCAUGUUGAAUUCCAGCUGGAAGACUUCAAAGGAAAAAACCCUAUGCUGAACCAUGUUAAAAAGAGAUUUUCAUUCCGGGGUGGGUCUUUAAGGACUGGGAAUGCCAUACAAAAGAUCCACAAGACUAUUUUCAAGGCACUAAGAAGAGACAGACACCAGGUUUUGAUUGUUACCACUUCAGGGGUAUCACAAGAUGACGUGGAAGGACCUGCUACAUUAAUGAGAGAAGAUGGGGUAAAAAUAAUUGCUUUAGGAAUGAUGAGUGCAUCUGAGCAAGAGCUGAAGUCAAUGGCCACACAUCCGUUCAGUUACCAUUUUGAUACACUAAAAGAUCUCCAAAAGUUUUCCUCAAAUAUAUUGUCUGUUAUUGAAUCAACUAUAGCAAUAGAUGAGAAUUUAGUCUUCUCCACAGCUACCCCAACAAGUACAGUUUAUGCUCAUAGCAUGCCCAUAAAAGUUGUGGAUUGUUCUGAUGAUUUAAUUGCAGAUGUUGUAUUUGUGGUGGAUGAAGCUGUUUCACCUACAAAUAGUGAAUAUAUUGUAUCUUUCUUACAAAACACAACAACCUCUCUUGAUGUGCAGAAGAGUUGCAUCAGAAUUGGUCUUGUGACAUACAGCAAUGAGCCUCGUGUACUUUCUCAACUGAACACAGAAACAGAGAUAAAGGAUCUUAUAUUUAAAAUCAAGAGCUUUUCUCCCAGGGAAGGAAAAGCUAAAUUAGGUGCUGCCUUAAACUUUACUAGAGAAAUAAUUUUUACUGAAAGUGCUGGAAGCAGAAGGACAGAAGGUGUGGAACAAAUAGCUACCCUCAUCACCCACAGACCCUCUGAGGAUAGUGUAACUGAAGCAUCAAGUCUCCUUUUGCAGAAGGGUGUGACAGUAUUUGCCAUAAGCAUUGAAGGGGCUAAUAUCACACAGUUAGGUGGAGUAGUAUCCUAUCCCCCAAAUAGAAAUAUUAUAAAAGUUGACAAUUUUUCAAGUCUGGCAGAUAAGUCUAAAAUUUUUGAGAAGAAACUAUUCAAACAUAUUCAUAUGUUUUUUGAUGAAGCUGAAAGAACAGAAGAGUUCCGAUCAGGAUGUAUGGAAACAGAAAAGGCUGAUAUUUAUUUUCUCAUUGAUGGUUCAUCAAGCAUCAGUCCCUCAAAUUUUAUUAAGAUGAAGACAUUCCUAAAGGAAGUAAUUAAGCUAUUUACCAUAGGACCUGAUCAUGUUCGAUUUGGAGUUGUUCAGUUUGGAACUCUUUAUCAAACAGAAUUUGAACUUGAUAAGUAUAUGAAAACCAGCCAUUUAGAAAAAGCCAUUAAUAAUAUAAUCCAAAUGGGAGUAGACACAUAUACUGGAGCUGCUAUAUGGUCUAUGCAGCCAUUAUUUGAAAAGGCAAAAAAACAGCGAGGUGGCAAAGUCCCUUGUUAUCUCAUUGUACUGACAGAUGGAAAAGCACACGAUAAUGUGCUGGAACCUUCUAAAAUGCUAAGAAAAUCAGCAGUCAAUAUUUAUGCUAUUGGUGUGAAAUCUGCUAAUAUCACACAGUUAAAUGAGAUUGCAGACUCAGAAGCAAAGGUUUACUAUGUGGAACAGUUUGACUCCUUGAAAAAUAUAAAAAAUGAAUUUGUUCGAGACAUAUGCUCUGAAAAAGCCUGUGAGAAAAUGAAAGCUGACGUCAUGUUCUUAGUGGACAGCUCUGGAAGUAUAAGCCAUCAAGAUUUUGAGAAGAUGAAGAAGUUCAUGCAAGAAUUGGUAGAUAAGUGUAGUGUUGGUCUAGAUGAAGUGCAAUUCGGUGUUGUACAGUUCAGUAGCACCAAUAAAGAAGAGUUCCAACUCAACUCAUCAAAAGAUUACAUUAUUAACGCUAUUGGGAACAUGGCUCAAAUGCAACAGAACACUUAUACUGGAAAAGCUCUGCAAUUUGUUUCUGAUUAUUUCAAACCAGCAAAAAGAGCACGGCCUUCUGUCAACAAAAUUCUUAUCCUCCUCACAGAUGGGGAAGCACAUGAUAAUGUAAGAGAACCAUCCAGUGCUCUAAGAAAAGAAGGUGUCAUUAUCUAUUCCAUUGGGAUUACUGGUGCUAAUGUUACACAACUAGUAGAGAUCAGCGGGGCACCAAACAACAUGUUUUACUUGAAAGAUUAUGAUGUUCUGAAAUACAUAGAGAAAGACAUCAUGUUUCGCAUAUGCAGUCCAUAUAAGCUGGAUGAGUGCAAAAGGAUAAACCGUUUAGAUCUGGUUUUUGUAAUUGAUAGUUCUAGCAGUAUUGGUGAAACCAACUACAUUCUCAUGAGUAACUUCAUAAUUGGCAUUAUAAAUAAGUCUGAUGUAGGUAAAGACCAUGUUCAGUUUGGAGCAGUAAAGUAUUCCAAUAAUCCAGAAAUUAUGUUCAAGCUGAAUACCUAUAGCAAAAAAUCAGAUAUCAUUAAAUUUAUUCAGGACAACAUGCUUUUAAAAGGACAUACAUACACAGCAAAGGCUCUUCAGCUCUCAGCAAGUCUUUUAACUAAAGAAAAUGGCAGCCGCAAAGACCAAGGGGUCCCUCAAGUUCUUAUGGUCAUAACUGAUGGAGAAUCUCAUGAUAGGGCAAUACUGGAUAGCACUUCAAAUGAACUCAGAAAGAAAGGAACUAUUAUUUAUGCCAUUGGAAUAAAAGACGCAAAUCAUGAGGAACUUGAAAUCAUGGCUGGAUCAAAAGACUACUGGUUCUACAUGCCAUCAUUUGAGGGACUGGAAAACAUAACCACAAACCUUAUAUCAUGUUUUAUUAAUUGGAUUCUUUUUGCAGAAUGUGAUAUUGAAGCAGAACUUGUUAUCCUAGCUGAUUCCAGAAGUAUCCCUGACAAAGAACUGAAGUCUGUGAAGGAUUUUGUGAUAAACUUGCUUAAGUCAAUUAUAAAUAAAGACAAUAUUCUAGUUGGAAUGGCCCAAUUCAGUAAUACACUUCAAGAAGUAUUCCAGCUGGGUGCUUAUCAAAAUCUACCAGAACUUUAUAGUAAAAUUACUAAUAUGUCACUGAUCACAGGAGGGUCCACAUUGAUUGGACAUGCCCUCAGAGAAGUCAAAACCUUUUUCAAAACCAGCAAAGAAAGAGUAGCUCGAAGUGUUAACCAAAAGUUGCUCAUAUUCACUGAUGGAAGAUCAGAUGAUGAGUUUCCUCAAGCAGCAAAAAAAUUGAGAGAUGAAGGUGUGGAAAUCCAUGCAGUUGCAGUAGGAAAUGCGACUGAUUCAAAACUUCUGCAGAUUACCAACUCCCCAAGCAGAAAAUAUAAGGUUGACCAUUACAGUGAUCUAAAAACUCUUGUAAAUCAUGUAAAUAAGGAAAUUUGUAAAGAGACUACUGAAGCAACAUGUUUUGUAGAUAUUAUUAUUGGAUUUGAUAUGUCAUCUCAGAAGCCAGGAAACAAUUUAUUCAGUGAGCAACAUCAUUUGGAGAUUUAUCUUCCUGAUAUUAUAAAAGGCCUAACAUCUUUAAGCAGCACAAGUUGCUCUAAGGAUAAAAAAGCACAAUUCAGUGUGACUAUUUCAGUAGAAAACACAGAUAAACCUUUCUGGGCAAAAUUUCAUUAUGUUGAUGACACAAAUAUAGUAACAGAACUCAGAAACGUUGUGGUCAACAGACCAUCUCAUCUCAACACUGACUUCUUGGAUGCUAUUUGGAAUUUAGUUAAAAAUGUGACUGACAUAGAAAAUCGAAACACGGUAUUACUUCUUUUCUCAGAUGGCUUGGAUGAUAAUAAAAUAGCACUUGGACAAAAAUCUGAAGAACUUAGAAUACAAGGACUAGAUGGACUAAUAACAGUUGCCCUGGAAGGAACCAAAUAUAUUGAUCAACUUCAGCAUAUUGAGUUUGGAAAGGGAUUUGGAUAUAACACUCAAUUAUCGAUUGACACAGAAAAUGUUGCUAUGAGGCUCUUUCAGUAUAUGGACCAAAUUGCUGAGCAAAAAUGCUGCUGCAUAUUUUGUAGGUGUGAGGGGGAAGAAGGACCCCAUGGAAAAAGACGAGAAAAGGGGCACAAGGGUACAACUGGUUUCAAGGGACAUCCAGGAUAUCCGGGAGAUGAUGGAGACCCGGGUCCCAGGGGAAUCUCUGGAAUUCAAGGAAAGAAAGGUGAUAUAGGAGAAUGUGGCAUUAGGGGACAAAAAGGUCAACGAGGACUGCAUGGAGAAAGGGGAGAGGAUGGGGCUGAUGGAGUUGAUGGAAUUCAUGGGGAAGAGGGAUCACUUGGAUUUCCAGGACUAAACGGCAAAAAGGGAGACCUUGGAGAAAUGGGCAAUACAGGACCCAAAGGCCCUCCUGGUGACCUGGGACCAAAAGGCUUCCAAGGAGAUAAUGGUGAACCUGGACAAGACAAUAACAUAAGAGGAGCAAAAGGCUUCAAAGGGCUGUCAGGAAGGAUGGGAGAAAGAGGAUUGAAAAGUUCAGAUGGCUCAGCAGGAUCCCCAGGAAAUAAGGGAGCUGAGGGAAACUCAGGACCUUUAGGUCCAAAGGGAGAGGAAGGAAAUCCUGGUUCAGAUGGUUUGCAAGGAGAUCAAGGAGUUCAAGGUUCCCUGGGAACAACUGGUAUUCUUGGUGUGAAAGGAGAAAAGGGACAACCAGGAAACCAUGGCCGUCUAGGAGAUAUUGGAGAUGAAGGGCCUAAAGGGAAUCAAGGAAAGCUUGGAUCCAGAGGGAAUAAGGGAGAAUCUGGGGAACCUGGAGAGAAAGGAAAAAAAGGUCCCCCUGGCCAGCAAGGAAUGAAGGGAGAAGAAGGAAUUGUUGGUUUUGGCAAUAUAGGAAGGAAAGGAAGAAAGGGUAUAGAAGGAUUCCCUGGAGACUUUGGAAACCAAGAAAAACCUGGAGAUAUGGGCAAUCCUGGAAAACCUGGACUAAAAGGAAAAAGAGGAAGAAUGGGUACUCCAGGAUUAGUUGGUGAUGAUGGUGAACUAGGAACAUGGGGUUACCCUGGACAUCUGGGUCCAAAAGGAGCAAAGGGCCAGUCCUUCUAUUCACCUUGUGAACUUAUUGAAUAUGUACAGAAACAUAGCUCCUGCUGGACAGGAAUACCAAAAUGUCCAGCAUAUCCAACAGAAUUAGUAUUUGCUUUGGAUAUAUCUCAAGAUACCAAUCCUAAGAUAUUUGAAGAAAUGAGAAAGACCGUGAUUGAUAUUGUGAACCAAACAAACAUCAGAGAGAGCAAUUGUCCUGUGGGAGCCAGAGUGGCUGUUGUGUCCUACAGCUCCAACACCAACUAUCUGAUCCGCUUUACAGAUUUCCAGAACAAGAACAAGUUGUUACAGGAGCUCAAUAGACUUUAUUUGCAGAGAACAACCAACAGACGGGACAUUGGUGGAUCCAUGAGGUUUGUUGCCAGGCAUCUCUUCAAGCGAACUCUCCAAGGUGCUAAUGUGAGGAAAGUUGCUGUCUUCUUCAGCAAUGGAGAGUCUGACCAUCCUGACUCAAUUGGUACAGCGGUCCUAGAGUUCAGUGCCUUAGGUAUCCAGCCAGCAGUCAUUUCUUUUAAAAGUGUCCCUGAAAUUACUCAAGCUUUUGAGAUGGACAGCACAGGAUUGUUUCAAGUUAUCCACCUCCAUCAGAAGAGUGAUUAUCUUUCAGUCUUAGAAAGACUUCAGAUGUGCGUAAUUUGCUAUGACAAAUGCAGACCAGAUGAAUCUUGCUUCAGAACGCAACCUUUCAAAACUGAGGCUUAUAUGGAUGCUGCAUUCAUUCUGGAAAAUUCCAGGAAAAUAAGCACUACUGGAUUUGAAGAACUAAAACAUUUCCUAAGUAGAGUAUUGGACAGCUUUGAAAUUUCUACAAAUCCAAAGACCUCUUUGAAAGGUGAUCGGAUAGCUGUUGUGAGUCAUGCUCCACUGAAUUUCCAAUUCCAAAGACAAGAGCUUUCAGUAAAAAUUGAAUUUGACUUGGUGACAUAUGAAAGUAAAAAACAAAUGAAGAGACAUAUUGAAAAGUCUUUUCAGAAACUAAAUGGAGAAGUAGCACUUGGCCAUGCCAUAAAGUGGACAAUUGAUAAUAUCUUUUCAGAAGGACUUAACCAGAGAGAAAAAAGGGCUAUUUUUAUCAUAUCUGCUGGGGAAACAAGUCAUUGGGAUAAGGAAGUGUUGAGUGAUGCAGCCCUAAGAGCCAAAUGCAAAGGUUAUGCUGUAUUUGUGCUUUCAAUAGGACCUCAAUAUGAUUACAUAGAACUUAUGGAACUGUCAAGCCUUCCUUUGGAACAUCACAUAGUACAGCUUGGCAGAAUCCACAAAGCUGAACUUGAAUAUGCAGUCAAAUUUCUGAAGCCAUUAAUACAUCUGCUCAAAAGGGAAAUACACAGCUAUCCAGAUUCAGAGCUAAUGAGAAUAUGUGCAAAAAUCAGUCAUCAAAAACCAAGGUAUGUUUUACAGCACCAUGUGAGUUUUCUUGCCUCAGUGAUCUGUUCAGAGGCAUUGUGGAUUCCUGCCUACAAACCCUCAUAG